Messenger RNA from Vespula pensylvanica (western yellowjacket), 13986 nucleotides. RefSeq names its product MATH and LRR domain-containing protein PFE0570w-like. Gene Ontology annotation, molecular function: SH3 domain binding; RNA binding. Gene Ontology annotation, cellular component: membrane; cytosol. Bases 812 to 12562 code for a protein of 3916 amino acids. The transcript is spliced from 7 exons. The record is from RefSeq and is a predicted model, not a curated record. Lineage: Eukaryota; Metazoa; Arthropoda; Insecta; Hymenoptera; Vespidae.
CAUCUCACGUGACCAGUCAUUAAAGUUGCGACUACAUCAAAUAUGUAUGGCCUAUAUACUUUUUAAAAUAGUGAUAGAUUUCGAAUAUUGUGAUUGUUUUGUUUCUAUUUACAAGUAUUGAUUAUAAACUACGAAUAGAGAACAACAAGUGUUAUUAUAUCUUUAUCCAAAAUGAAAUGCCAAUAUUUAUCAAGCUCCAAUAUAAAUUAUAAUAUAUAUGAAACAAUUUCAUUUAGAUGCAAUAAUGAAUAAAAAAUUUCUAAUUGCGAUAUAAAAUAUAUGAAAAUAUUAUUAACAGUAUAAAAGAUAUUGGUCGAUGCGAAAAAAGUUGCAAUUAAUAAUUAAUGACACGUUCAACUGACAACAUGGCGAAUGUAUUAACAGAAGCAGUAUAUUCGAGUAUUUUCAUGUCGUUAUGUGAUGAAUAAGAAAAGUACAAUUCUAUCAAUUACAUUCCGUAAUUUGAUUCUUUAAAGACGAAUAUAAUAUACGAAUUCAAAUAUAAACAUUAUAUCAUAUAUAAUACGUUUUUGCAUAGUUCUAUUAUAUUUAAGAUUCUUUUAAAAUUAUUUAUGAGAGAAAAAUGGGAUUAUUAAAUAAUUGACAUAAAAGAGUAUCAUGAUGUUGUAUAUAAACAAGUUAAGUUUUUUUAUGAAGAUUCAUAUUCAGUAUAGUGAUACAAACUUCGUGAAGUAAAUAAAGAAUAAUGUAAAUUGUUUCUUUCAUCUAUAUUUAAUUAAUUUUGUCAAUGGAAUUAUAAAAAGUGUAGUAAAUAUACAAAGAAUAACAAAGUGUUGUACUGUGGGGUGUAAUGAGCGGAUCUAGUUUUCGAGGACGGGGGAUUGAACCACGGGAUAUUCAUCCAAAUGGCCCAAUUGGUGCUUACCGUGGGACCCGAUUAUCUCACCCACGUUUUAGUCAAUCCCAUUUAUCCCAUAAUAGAUUACCACCACCAGAGAAUUGGUCAGGAAGAUCAAAUCAUGGCUCAACUUUUUUAUCUUGGAGCAAUGGAAAAUUCCAACGUUCUAUUUUUCGUGGUAUAUCCCAUUUUCGUCCUAAUGGUAGAGGAAGGGGUACAAUUCAUAAAGGAAAUCUACGUUUUGACUCUAAUAGAUCAUCCAUUGUGCCAUAUUCCACAGAUUAUAAUAAAAGUGUUGGAAGUCCUAAAACAAUGUUCAUGCAAAAUCAGAAUGAUGAAGAUCAAUCAGAACAUGUUAAAGAUGAGCCAUGUUUACAGCAGACUCCUUUACUUGGAUCUGAGGAAGAACGUCAACAAAAAAUUACUGAGACUGCAGUUCGGUUGAAAGAAAAAUUAUCUACCAUUACCAAGGAAGAUAUUACUAAUUUGUGGCAAGAUGAUCUGUCUACAAUACCAUCGUCUAAUAUAAAAGACAAAAAUAUACUUAAUUUAGGUAUGCUUAAAUUAAGGCAUGAACAACCUGAACUUAAUCUUACUUUUAAUGAUUUUAAAGACAUAGGUAGGAUUGACUCAGACAAUAUAAAGUCUGAUAAAAAUGAUGGUAUUAAUGAAGUUAGAAAUGUAUUUAAUUUUAUACAUGACAAUGUCAAGGAAGUAAAAAAUAGUACUAAAGAUAUUGAUGUAAUAGAUAUUGAAGAAAACAUUCUACAUGAUGUAGAAUCUAUGACAAUUAUUAACAAUAUAAUUCUAACAGAAAAUAAAUCACAAAAAGUUAAUGGUCAAAAAUUGCAAGAAGGGACCAAUUCUCCACAUAGUAUGUCUGUUACUUUGUCAAGUGUUUCAGAAGCAUGUAAUACAGAAUUAACAUACUCUUCACGUGGAAAUACAGGAAAAACAAAUAUGUUACAACCUCAAAAUGUUUUACAAACUGAUAAUACUCAAAUACAAGAUCAUGAAUUAAAUACAAAUUGUGUGAAUACAUCAUUACGGUAUCAGUCUGAAUAUACAAAUUCUGAUAGUAGGUUUAAUAUAGAAAAUUUACAAAAAUCAUCUGAUGAUAUACAAUAUGAGCAGGGAAAUGUAAUUACAGAAAUGCAACAUUCUUUACAUAGAUCUAUAUCAAAAAAAACAAAACAAAAAUCUCAUUGGAUACCAUCACAAUAUCAAAUAAAUUCCCGUAGAAAGCCUUUUAAAUCGAGAUGGUCACACAGAAGACAUAGCUAUAUGUAUAAUAAAUCACGGAAUGAAUCAACAAGAUUUGAUUUACAUACAUCAUCACUGCAUUUGCAGAGAAAUAUGACCUCUUUAAAUCAAGAUUCACAAUAUAAUGCAUUAUCUUCAUUUGAUCUGAACAGAUCUCAAUCACAAUUUCCUACAAUGCCAAAGUUAAUGCAUAAUAAGGAUACUUCACAGACUGCAUCAUGUGUAGAUCACAAUACUUUAUCUUCUAUAUCUGUUAACAUUUCUUCAAGCCAAGAAGAUAUUUUACAAACAGUGCCAGUUUUUGAUUCAUGGAAGUCAUUUGCAAUGAAUUAUAAUACACAUAAAGAAAAAGUAAUGAAUAUACCAAAUUUUAAUCCUCAACAGCCACCACCCAAUUUUAAUAAUCAGAAGGGAACAUUGCCAUUCAAUCAACAUCUUUUGCCACAAAAUCAAUCAAAUUUAACAAUACAUGCAUUUAAUUCUUCGCAAUCAAGCGCAGUUUCAUUAAAUCCUACAGAUUUAUAUAACUCUGCAAAUUUUACUGCACCACCAAGUACUACACUAGUACAAACUACAACUUUUUCUACAUUAUCACAAAUAAAUAUACCAUCAUCUUCAAGUUUUUUAUCAACUGCUCCAAUUAACUUUUCACCAAUAUCAACUCAUACAGCAUCUUUACAAAUGACACCUUAUGUAGUACCAUCAUCUGCAACAAUAAGCAAAGUUAAACAUCAAGAAUUGCUUCAUAACAAAACAUUAAAUCUUGCUCCAAUUUCCAAUCAAGAUAAUACUGUUCAAGAUAAGGAUGAAUUUCAAGAGAUGCAAGAAGCAAUGCAAUUUGCAAAACAAGCUAUGAAUAUAAUAGAUGAUGUAAAUAUUAAUAUUGAAUCUGAGCAAAAUCUACAUACUGGAAUUCACCCACUAAAUACAUCUGUAGAACAAGAAGAUAUUAGUGAUUUAUCAUCAUCCUCUACACAAAUACAUCAAAAUAUUAAUAAGGAAAAAGAACAGCUAGAUCAACAUUGCAAUAAGUUUACUAAAGUAACUUUAAAAGAACAAAUUAUAACUGAAUCUCAUGAGUCACCUAACUUUGAACUUGAAAAACAAUUAGAUCAAAAUUGUGAUGUUGAAGAAAAUGCCCUUGUAAAUAAACAGACUCGACCAAAAGUCAUGUUUCAUUUAAAUCCUAAGUUAAACAAAGUAAAUAAACAAGGAAAAUGGCAUCAGAACAUUGAAGAUGGUGAGGAAGAACGAUAUAUUCCUUGUAUAUCUCCAUCAAACAUGCAUGGAAAAGAAUAUUCCAAUCAAAAGAUUGAAGAAUGUACUAAUCAAAUGAUUAAAAAUAAUCAAGAUAGAACCACAAAAUAUAAUAUAGAAGUAAAAGACAUUGAUACAAUUAAUAGUCUUAUUGAUGAAUCACGAAAAUCUAAUGUAGAGUCUCCAAUUUCUAUGACUUCUGAUAAUUCUACCACACAAAGACCUCAAGAUGUUAUAAAAAGAAGAAAGAAAGUAGAAUCUCCUCCAUCUGAAUCUUCAUGGAAAAAUAGAAUUAUCACUCGUUUCUUAAAGAUGAGUAAAAAUGAUAUUCGUAACAUGAUUAACAAUUCUAGUCUUCGAAAAUUUGAUAUUGCCAUGAAACAUCUUGUUAAAGAAAAAAGGUCGUCAUUAUCGUUAGAGAUGCGAAAUACUGAAGAUGAAAAAAUAAAAGGUUAUGAUAGAGAAGAAUUCAUGAAUCAGUUAAAUGCAAUGUUAGAUCCAACAGCUAUCGUUGAUAUCACCAAUUUACCUACAGAUUUUAUUCAUCAUUUAAGUGAAGUAUUACAACUUGAUGCCAUACCAUUAGAAUCAAAUGAAAAUAUUUUUAGUCACACUAAUGAUGAAGGUCAGAACAGUAAUUCUAAUGAAGAAGAAAUAUUAAAUAAUAAUAUCAUUCCAGAAAAUAUUAAUUUUGAACAGAUAAAUAACAAGACAGACACAGAAUAUAAUAAUCAAUCAAAAGAUGAAGAUGGUAGAAUUACAGCUUCUAUCAUUGCAGAAUCAAAUAUUAAUGAUAAUAAUAUAGCUUCAGUUACAAGUUCUACUAAGGUCAGUGAAAACAUAAUAUUAGAUUCCAAUGAAAUAUUUCCUAAGACACCAGUUGAAACUGAUGGUGUACAGAUUAUCAAUAAUGUACAUAUAGCAGAAAAAGAUAUUACACAAAAGAAUGUUGAGAAAAGAAAACAACAUUCACUGUUCAAUGUGACUGAUUUAGAUGAUAUACUUUCAACUGUUACUGUAAAAGCAACAGGUGAAUUAAAAUCAUCAGAUUUGGAUGAAAAAUUAAAGUCUACAGUAAAAGCAAAUAAAACAUAUGAAAUAGCAAAAACCUCCAUCCCCACUGAAACUAUGUCAGUAAAUACUACAUCAUUUACUUCUAAAUCCAAAAUUUUCGAUUCUACUAAACAACAUGAACGUAAUUCAGGGAAUGAAUAUAUUUCUAAAUCUGAAAGGAAUAAUAGAUGGGCUAGAAGAGAACGAGAAGGACCAGAUGCUUUUAGGAAUCUUACAAAGGAAGAAUGGGAAGCAAAAUAUGGAAAACAAAUAAAAAGUUUAUCAUCACAUUCUUGUAAAACACAAAUAAGUAGAUAUAGCAACAAUACAAAUUUAAAAAAUACAAAAUAUAAUAGAACUUUAAAUUCAAGAAAAUAUCAAUCUUCGCAUUCAUUUAAAACGAAUAAAAGUUCUUUAAGUUAUAAAAUCGCAUUUUCCAAAAGGGUGUCUGAAGAGGAUAAUGUAGAAAAUGAUUGUAAUAUGAGUAGUUCAAGUCAAAGUGAGACAGAUGAUACUAGCACUAGUAGUGAUAAUAGAACACCAUCUGAUGUAACUAAGCUUCUUAAAGUAAUUAAAGAAAAGGAAAAGAUAGCUAAAAAUAAAUCAUUAAAUGAAACAAUAAGGGAUGAAGUAACAGCUGAGAUACAGCGUAAAUGGAAUGAAGAAGGUAGGAAACGAAAAUAUAAAAAAAAUAAAAGAAGAAAAGAAAAAAAAUUAAAAUAUAAGAAAGGAAGAAAGAAAAAGAAAAGGAAAAUAUUUGAAAGCAGUUCUAAUUCUGAUAAUGAUCAAAUUGAUAGAUCUAGCUUACUUACAGAAAUAGAAAUUAAAAAAGAAACAAAUGUUAAAGAAGAAUCCAAUGCUGCCUUAGAAAAAGGUAUUGAAUCUGAUAUACAGAUGGUGAGUAAUAUAUGUUCUAAAAAACAGGAGACUACCAAGACAUCAAUAGAUAAGGAAGUAAUUUUGGAAAAUAAAGACAAAUGUACAGUACAAGACAGUAAUAGAAUUACAUUAAUCCCUACUAUAGUACAACUAAAAACAAAAGCACAAUUAAAAUUAAUUCCAGAAGCAUCAAAGUGCACAGAAGAAACAGAAUUUAUGAAAAACACUGCUGAAAUAGUACUAAAUGUAAAAUGUCAUGAACAAAAUAAGAUGCCUAUAUUAAAUAAUGCAGAUAAACAAAAAAUAAUUGAAAACACAUCUGAAACAAAUGAAGGAUCAGAAUGUUUAAAUAAUAAAUUAAUAAAUAUUACAGAAACACAGCAUACUGUUCUUAAUAAUAAUGAUAAUACAAUUAAGAACUUAACUAAUACAUCUGCUAUGGAGGAACAUCAAAAAGAAAAAAUGUAUCAUUUAGGGAAAGAAGCAUUGUCAGUAACUACUGUUCAAGAAUCAAAUACAGAAAGAUUAAUGGAUAAUAAAACAACAUCUAAAAAGAUAGACAUAAAGGCAUACAAAGCACGUGCUUUACAACGAAAACUGGAAAAUGAAGAGAAAAUAAACGAGGAAAAAGCAGUAGUAAGUAAUAAACAUACAAUAAAUAAUGACAUAUUAAAUGAUAGUUUGUCAAAGUCUAUGAUAAAUGAAAAAGAAAAACGAGAUAAUUACAUUUUGCAGCAAACUACGUCUCAUGUAAAUUUGAAGGAUAAACAUUCUAUUACAACAACAGAUAAAAUAUCUUCAGAUUCUAGCAAAUUUAAAAAUAUUAAAUCAGAAGGAAGUAAGGAAUUAAAAUUAAAAAAGGAAAAAAUAGAAAAAAUAAAAAAGAAAAGUGAAAUAAAAACAAAAAUAAAAGAAGCAAAAGAAAUAUCAAGUUCUAAUCAGGGAAAAGUAAAUAAUACUUCUGAUAUUCUAAACUCAUUCGAAAAUGGAAUUGAUAAAAAUCAAAUAAAUGUUCAAGUUGAUAAACAUGAACAUGUACAAUCUAUUACUGAUCAUGUAUUAUUACCAGCAAAUACAAAGUCUUCAACAGAAAAAAUGUUUAUUAAAAAUGAAGAAAUUUCUGCUAAUGAUACUAUACUAUCAAAAAAUGAAUUGAAAAAAACAUCAAAUGAGAAAAAUGAAAAAAUUGUUAAUGAUAUAAAUAAUGCUGAAUCAUUAAUAGUAAUUAUAGAUAAAGAUAAAUGUAUAGAAACAUCAAAAACAAUAAAUAUUAAAACGAAAUCUAUUAAAACAAAAGCUAUAAGAACUUUAAGUAACAUCCAAACUAAAAGCACAAACAAAGAUCACAAUCCAUCUAUUGUCAAGUAUGAUCAAAAUAACUUAAAAUCUAAAAGAAGAGCCACAUCUACUUCUAAUGAAAUAUCUAUAGAACAAGAAAUGUACAACUUUUCAAUUACAGAGGAAUCUAACUCACAAAAAAAUAAAAGUGAGAAACAAUCCCAAGAAAACAUAAAACUUCGGGAAUUAUCACAAUAUAAUGAAAAUAUAGAAAAUUCAGGAAAAAAUGCAUUGCAAAAAAAUAAAUGCAUAGAAACUAAAAUUGCUGAAAAUGUCUCUGAUUGUGUAGGAUCUUCUACUGAUUUUCAAUCAAGUUUGAUCAAUGAAUGUCUUGUGCAAGAUGAAUCACAAAAGAAUACGAAAAUAUCAGUAGAUUGCACAAGUAUUACUAGUAUAAAUGUAAUUUCCCAGAAUGAACAAGAUAGAAAUUUGACAGGAGAUACUACAAUCAUAAAUCAGGCUGGUCAAAAGUUAUUAGAGAAUUCAGACAAUCUCAAAAUUGGAGAGAAUAUGAUAAAUUCUACAUUAAAUACGUAUGGUGAAAUGAUCGAUAAUCAAUAUUUAAUAAGAAAUAAAAUAAAUUCGCCUGAAAGUAUAAGUAGUCCAUUUAAAGGGUUUGUUGCAGACCCUGUUGAAUCUAGUAGCUGCCAACAUAUAUUAGAUUUAGAAGCAAAAUAUGUAGCUACUGUUAGCAAAGAUAACAUUAGACAUGAUGAAUAUAAACAAUCGCAAUCAUUUUGUAAUGAUAAAUUCGAUCGGCAUAAUUUAAAUAAUCAAGAUACUUCGGCGUAUGAUAAUAAUAUUAACAAUAAUUCUUUGAAUGCAAUUGAACAAUUAAAUAAAGAUGAAGGGACAUUAUUUUAUGAAAAAAAUUUCAAGAAGAAUGACAAUGCAACAGCUAUUCUAAACAAUAAUUUUAAUUUAUUAGACAAUAAAAAUAAAAAAAAAGAAAUGACCAGUAAAAAAUGUUUACAUAAAUAUACCAAAAAUUUUACAAAAAAUGAGAAAGAUACAAAUACACUUGAACAGUCUGAAUAUUCUGUUGAAAAUAACAAAUCUUUACAAUCAAUAAAUGUUGAAACAAAUACUCAAAAUGUAUCCAAUAAACAAGAUGAAAUAUUUGUUGGAUUAAAUGAAUGUGAAGAAAAUGCAGAAAUGGAAAAGUCAGAUAUUGAUACUGUAAAAGAUUCUUCAGUUAAGGAAAAACGAUCAUGCAAAAAAGACAUUUUAGAUUUUGUAUCUAUAUCUGAUAUAAAUAUGUCAGACACAAAUAAUACAAUAGCUUCUUCAUUCAGUGGCAUAUCAAACAAUACUUUGAACAAUAUAAUCAACACUGACACUGAUUCAUCUUUAGCUUCACUAAUUGAUAACAAUGCAAUUGAAAAUAACAAUGUAAAUAUGCCAAACCAGGAUAUAGCACAAUCUGUUACUAAUAUAGACUCAUGUGAAGAAGAAAGCACAAAUGAUAAUAAUUCAUGCUCAAAUAAUGAGGCUUAUACUAAUUUUAACUCUAAUUUACCUAUAUCUAUAUCUAGAGAGGGCUUUUGGAAAUCGCCUACAAAGGAAAUAACAAACAAAUUAGAAAUUCCAACGAAAUCUUCUUUGAAAGAAUCUAAAAAUAUUUUUGCAGUUAUGGACUCUGUUAAAGAAACUGUGAAAUUGAAAAAUCCUGAUACAACAGUACAUGCAUAUGAUGAUCAGAACAUAGAUCAUUUUGUAAUUGAUCAAAUAUCUGAGAAAGAAAAUAUUGAUAAUGUGAUUAUUAAUUCAGAGCAAAAUAAAUGUUCUCAAGAUAUGCAGGUUGCAUGUAUAUCUGAUGAUAAAGAUACAUAUGACUGCCCAGAUAUAAAUAUAUCUCAAACUGUUAUAAAUAAUACAAUACAUGAUGAAAUUUUGAUUCCAUCUAAUCAAACUACUUUUAUUAAAGAAUUAGUAAAUAAUAACAAAAAACAUAAUCCUACUGUUGAAUUAGAAAGAAUAAGAGAAACAAAUAAAUCAAUAAUAGAUACAAUACAAAACAAUGUAGACAAAAAUACAAUUGAUGAGGAUCUAGAUAUAACUGCUUGCAUAAAAACACAAAAGCAAAGUAAAAGAACAAGUAAUCUGCAAAUGAAACGUGAAAUAAAACAUAAAAGUAAUACUGUACAUGUUACAAACACAAAUAUAAAAGAAGAAAUAAUGGCUAGAAUGAUAGAAAUAGAUUUGGAAAUUCAUAAAUUGAUGACAGAAAAAAUGACCUUGUAUCAAAUGCUGGAAAGUGACUCUUUACUAUUAAAUAAACUUCCAUUGACUAGCAAUUUGGGAUCUGAAAUGAACAGAGAAAAAACAAUGUCAGUAAGACUUCAAACAUCACCUACUUUAAUAUCACAGACAAUGCAAAAUGCAGAGAUAAGCUCUGUAGAGCAUUCAGAUUGUAUAAUGAAAUCAAAUGCAAACAAUGCAUUAUUCGAAAUAAAUCAAGAUGAUAUAGAAUCAAGAAUUAUAAAUAUUGAUAGGAAUAAAGAAAAAUCUUUAUUGAGGGAAGAAAAUAUAAAUAUCACACAGAGUAUUUCAUCUCAUAGUCCUAAAGAUGGAUUAUUAUUAGAAUGCAGUGAAAGCUCGCAAUCGUUAUCAAUAUUUAAAGAUGAAGAUAAAAUACAAGAGGAUAAUAUAGUACUAUCUGAUAAUCAAUUUAAAGAAAAUCUGGAUACAUGCAAUUCUAUAAGAGAAUCCUCAAAAAAUGUAAUAAAAAGUACUUCAUUAGAGAAUAUAACUUAUUUUGAAAAAGAGAAACAUCUUUGUACAUCACCAAGUAGUGUCACAAAAUCAUGUGAUGAAAAUCAACAAGUAGAUGGUACAUUACACGAGAGAAAAAAGCAAAAAUCACAAUCCCUUGAAGCAUCUAAAGAUAACACUUCAAUACAAGCAUCUUUAAUAUAUUCUGAUGAUAGUACUUGGGGAUCUUUUGCACCAUCAUUUGAAGAUAUGGAAGAAAAGAAACAUAAUACUGGUCUUGCUCUUUUAGAGGAAACGUAUAAACGAGAAAUGGCUGAAACUCGAAAAUUAAAAGCAAAUGCACGUAAAAAGAAAAAAAGAGAACUGAAUAAAUUUUUGAAAAGUGUAAACUACUUGACACCUGAAGAAGAAGAAAUUCCCUUGAAUACAUUGUAUAUUAAAAAAUUGCAACAAAAACGAGAUCUACUUGAUUCAUUGGAUGACAAGAGAGAAAAUUCUACUAUUGAUAACUAUGAAAAUUCAUUUGAAUCUGCAAAAAUUUGGGAACAUGCAAUAGAGGUAAUAAAUGCUGUUGCAGAAGAUAGGGUGAAAGAUUUGUAUGUGGAAAAAAGUAAAGAGAAUGGGAAUGAAAAUUUGAUUACAUCAUCAAAUAAAAUAAGACAAAAUACAACUAUUUGUAAAACUGAAAUACUACUAAAUUCAAAUAAACCUUUACAGAACUUAAAUGAAACAGAACCUGCUUUCUCUUUGCUAAAUUAUGAUCAUGAGCAAAAUUCUAUUAAACAUUCAUCAAGUAUUACAGAUAAGAAUGUAAUUCAGCAAAAGUUGAAACAAACAGAAAAAGAAGGGAAUUCAAUUAAAGAUAUUGAUGUACAAUCUAUUGCAGUUUCUUAUAAUAAUCCAGAAGUAAAUUCUGCUAUAGUGGAUAUAUCAAAUCAUGAUAAUAUUAGUCAACAGAAAACUUCUUUGAUUGAUGAAACAUUUACUACUAAUCAUGUUUCUAGUGUAUCUGUUCUUACAGAAACUAAUCAAUUAAAUAUUUCAAAUGAAAAAUUGAAUAAAGAUCAAAAUAAUCAUACAUUACAAAAAAAUUUAAUACCAGAAAAUAUAAACAAUUUUAUAGAAGUGACAGAGAGGACUUUAAAAGGAUCUGAUAAGAAGGAAGAUAGUUUAAUAAAUCAGGAUACUACUGUUAAUAUUUCAAUAUCUGACAAACUUAAAUGUAACAACAAAACAGAAGAAAAUAUUAAACAAAACACUUGUUUGUUAGAAGAUGAAGGAAUAAAGAUACCAAAAAUCGUAUAUGAAGCAGAUGAAGUUAUUUCUAAUACAUCUCAAAUUAGUAAUAUUCAAGAUAAAAAAACAGUCAAAUGUAAAAUCAGUAAUAAAAUAAGAAGGAAUUCAAAAUCUACAGAGGAUAAUGUAAAAUAUAUAGAACAUGAUAAUACUAAUUUAAAUAGAGAAAGAGAUUCACCUAAAGUUCUAUGUAAUUCUAAAGAUAUAUCCCCAAUGCAUCAAGAACUUGAGAAUACAUUAUCUAAUGUGAAACGAAAUCGUAAUUGUCAGAAAUUACAAAGUAAUAAGGAUAAAAAAUAUACCAAUCCUAUAGAAAAUGAAUCAUCUAUCAAUUAUCAGUCAUUCAUAUUGAAGGAGAAUGUAAUUGAACGAUUUUCAUCUAAUGUUGAUUCUGAAAUAUUAACACCUAAAAUACGAGGUACUACGGUUAAAAGAAAAAUACAUAAUCGAUCAGAAAUGAUGAAUUGCAAAGUAAGAUUAGUUGAUGUAUUUAAAUCAAAUAUAUAUCAACAUACUCUAGAAAAAUUUCAUAUAGAUUCUGUUAAAUCUCAUAUAAUUAUCUGUAAAUCUACUUCAACAGAAGCUACAUCAUCUAAAACAAGAGAAGUAGAAAUAAAUAAAUCAAAAGAUAUAAAAAAAGUUAAAAAUAUAUCUGACAAUGUGCAAGAACAAACUUCGAAUUUGUGUCAGAAGCAAAUAACAAAAACACACAGUACUUUGGAUAAUAAAAAAGAACUAAAAUCUCAUCAUAAAGUAAAUCCACUACUUAAUGAUGAACAUUUAUCCUUGGAAUCCAAUAAUAAAGUUAUAUCAUUAACACCAGUAAAAACUGCUCCUUCAAUUAUGAAAAUGUUGCCACAAGAUGAAAAAGUAGACAUUGAAAUUGUAGAAGAAAGAAAAAAAGAUCAAUAUACCAUUGAUCCUCAUCAUGAUGAGGAAAUACCAUUAUCAGAUGUUAUUACAGAAGAUGAACAACCAUUAAAAAGACAAUAUACAGUUCAUAAAGGACCUAUAUUAGAUAUCCAGGUAUUUGGUGAUACAUUUCUAGCAGCUAGUGAAGAUGGUUCAAUAUAUAGAUACAGUCAAACAUCUAAUGGAAUAUUAAAUAUUUAUAAAGGUCACAGAUCAGCAGUUACGUGUUUGUAUAUCCACAAAUCCAGUGGUGUUGAUCAUCCAAGGAACUGGGUAUAUUCAGGUUCUUUGGAUGGAACUUUGCGUUGUUACAAUAUAAAGACUGGUAUACCAAUUAAUAAUGUUGCAAAUAUUGGAAGUCCUGUUCAGUGUAUGGAUCAAGCUUGGGGUAUAAUAUUUAUUGGUACUAAAUCAGGACACGUUUCUCGUUUUCAUAUAAAGUUUGGUAUUAUCAAAGGUGAUAGCAUACAAUUUUCUGAUAAAUCUGUACUUGCUCUAAAAGCAACAAAUGAAGGUCCACGAAGAGUUCUUAUUGUAGCAUCACGUAAUCAACCAAUAACAAUACGAGAUGCACAAAAUGGAUUGUUUCUUCGGACAAUUUGUGGACAAAAGAAUCAUACCGUUUACAGUUUGAUGCGAAAUAAUAACUUGAUUUAUUGUGGUACAAGUAGCACCUCGAUACUUGUUUUCGAUUUUACUAACGGAGAGCAAAGAGUCCAAUAUGAUGCAGGUGUAGGUAUCGUUUGCAUGCGCCUUUAUCAUAAACUUUUAUUUGCUGGCUGUUAUGAUGGGAAUAUUUAUAUUUUUGAUAUUCAGAAUCAUAAACUAAUUUGUAGUAUACCUGGACCAGGAAAUAUGUUAUUGAGUAUGGAAGUUGUUGACAAUAAGAUCAUAGCUGGUAGUAAAGACAAACGCCUGCAUACAUGGCAAAUACCGAAGCAAGUACAAGUGGUAUCUCGUGAAAUGACAACAACCGAGUUGUAUACAUAAAUCUAGUCUUAUAUUGAAGAUACGCAAAUACCUCCAAGAGUAUUGAUAGUAUUGGUCUAUAAUCUACUUCUUUGAAGCCUAUGUACAGAACUUAAUUAUAAGUUAAACCAUAUACACAUAUUAUGUGUAUAUUUAAAAUUAUAAAUUUAUGUUCGUAGAUAGAUAGUGUACACACUGAUUGCACAUACGUAUAUUUAUAAAUAAAUUUGUACAGAAAUUAAAUUAUAUACUAUAGAUAUAAUAUAAGAUUAGUCAAUUCAUAAGAAAUUAAACAAAUCUCUAUUCUUUAAAAGUAUUAAGAAAACAAGAAAUUCUUGUAUUUAAUUGAUAUAUAUUGAUAUACAAUGAUUACUGAUAUUGACAUAGCAGUAACUAACUAAAUUAUAGUAACUUAUAGUAAGUUAGUAUAAUAUGGAUGAUAUGGAAAAUAAACCUCAAGUGCCUUGUGCACAUUAGGAAAUUCUUGUUUUCUCAAAACAAGGCAAUUUUUGUUAUUUUAUUUUUUCUUAUGAAUACUUCUUAAAAAUUCCAAAAAUUAUGCUUUAUAUUUUCACACAUUAUGCACACACACACAAUAUAUAUAUCUGUAAUGCAUUACAUAUUUUCGUACGAAAAUCAUUUUAUUUGAUUUAGACUUCAUUUAAAGAUUAAAUAGCAUUUUAUAAAUAAUUUUGUUUUGAUUUAUAAUAUAUUUUGACUAUAUAAAUUCGAGAAAUUGCUAUCAUGUAAUUACUGCUAUAAUAAGUAACUUUGAUAUGUUAAUUAUUGUAACAUUAGAUUUGAUAUUAAUGUUCACAAAAAGCAAUUUUUAUCUCACUACAUAAUGUGUCUGUAACUAACAUUGCUAGAAAAAUGUGUUAAAAAAUUAUUUUCUGUUACGAGUAAUUAAAAAGCUUUUUAUUUUUUUUUUUGCAUUUGACGUUUUUCAAAUUAUGAGAAAAUUAUUUUGUAUGCCAAGCACUUCUCAUUUCGUUUUGUCUGGUUAAGUAAAUAAUUAAGUUUGAUUAAAUAAAUUUAGUCUAUUUAAUUUAAUUAAGAUAAUUUUAUUAUAAAUAUUGUAAGAAAACAAUAAUAUAUAAUAUGUUUCACUCAGUUCAACAAAUAGAAAUUGUACUAUUGUGCAUAUUUGUUCUAUAUAUUUCUAUAUAUUGUGAUAUUGGUUUUAUUACGUUUUAAAUAUGAACGUAUACAUAUUAUUUUAUUAUUUGUUAAAAUAUGACUGCGUAAAUUAUAAUGUGCCUAUGUAUUUUAUGUCGAUGCACUUCAUACACAAUAGAACAGAUUGUACUUAUAAAAUUAAUUUUCAAAUAUACAUUUUUUUAAUGUGCAUUACAAGAAAUAAUUACAUUAUGUACUAAGUGUAUAUGUUUACUAUGUAUUGAAUAUUCGUUGUACGAAAUAAUAAAGAAUUUUGUUUUAGUAAA